Musca vetustissima is the source of this 990-nucleotide messenger RNA. Its product is annotated as synapsin-like. Gene Ontology annotation, biological process: neurotransmitter secretion. The record is from RefSeq and is a predicted model, not a curated record. The transcript has 7 exons. NCBI's taxonomy places the organism in Eukaryota, Metazoa, Arthropoda, Insecta, Diptera, Muscidae. The coding region runs from base 253 to 990 and encodes 245 amino acids. Gene Ontology annotation, cellular component: synaptic vesicle; synaptic vesicle membrane.
GAGACAAGUGAACGACAGCAGCAGCAAAGCGCGCCAAGAGCUGUGUCAGCCCUCUUUCGUAGUCGGUCAAUAUAAGUGCAAUAGCUACUGCUGGGUGCGGGCGAAUUUGUGCCCCACCUCCGAUUCAGCUCGGGAGAUUUAUCUUCCGAGGCUGAUGACAUCGAUCCAAAUGAUUUGCCACCGGCAGCUCGCCCCAUCCAGGAACAACCAACGAAACCACCAACGGCGGUUUCGUCGGGUGGCCCCCCAAAUAUGCCACCACCACCGGCACCGGGCACCGCCAACAUACCGCCACAACCAACGGGCAAUGCACCAGACUUCUCGUUAAGUUUUGGCAAGACAACAACAGCUACGAAUAAUCCAACGGCCAGUGCUGCUCCACCGCGUGGAGUCAGCGCCCCCACGAGUCCGGCUAAAUCGCGUGAAAGUCUGUUGCAACGUGUUCAAAGCUUAACGGGAGCCGCACGAGAUCAAGGCGCUUCAAUUUUGGGUGCUGCGGUGCAAAGCGCAACACGUGCUCCGGCCUUUAACAAGGAUAAAUAUUUUACGCUAUUGGUGCUCGAUGACCACAAUACAGAUUGGUCGAAAUAUUUCCGUGGCAAACGUUUGCAUGGCGACUAUGAUAUACGCGUGGAACAGGCAGAGUUUAGGGACAUAACCCUUCACGCCAGUGCAGAAUCUGGUCCGGUAGUAACUAUGGAAGUACAUCGUGGUGAUUCCAGGAUCCCUCGCAUGUUCCGACCAGAUUUUGUUCUCAUUCGCCAGCCACCACGUGACGGUGCUAAUGAUUAUCGUUCAACAAUUUUGGGCUUGAAAUACGGCGGAGUGCCCAGCAUUAAUUCGUUGCAUUCAAUUUACCAAUUUCAGGAUAAACCUUGGGUAUUUGCUCACUUGCAGCAGCUGCAACGCCGUUUGGGUAAAGAAAAUUUCCCUCUGAUCGAGCAGACAUUCUUCCCAUCACCCAAAUAUUUGUUCGAACGGGGUCGAUGA